UGGAGUGUUAGCUCUACAUGAAACAUCUGUUGAAUACAUUCUUUGGCCCUCCAGCCUUCAAUGAACGACAAGUCUAAGGGCAGGUACAGCUGGCAGCGUUGCUCGAAGUUAUAGUUCAUGAGCAGCAGUAGCAGCGCUGUCAAAAAUAGUAGCUGAUUCCAGCGACACCGUCUACUUGUGACUCGCUGUUGCAGAUUAAUUGGCGUUGAAGACGUGCCAACUGCACAGAAGUGUGUGACAGACAGUAAGGCCAGAAGUCAGUCCUGUGUGGCUGCUCUCACUGCAGCCUACAUCGUUCUGGCCUUGAUAUACUUAAGCCAUGCCAAUGUAAUAUUUACCGUGCUAGUACAUUUACUCUACGGGGUAUUAGUGUCCCUAAAACCCAUUCCCUCCACAUGAAUUAAUGUUGGCAAGUAUGUAAAUGCCGCCUGCUGGGCCACACGUUAAACAUUCAUUUCUCCAGAGGCCGAGCUUGUGCUGAUAGCAACAGAACCCUGCGCAUGCGCGCUACCCGGUAUUUAAAGGGGGAGGUGAAUGUUUCCCAAGUGUUUCAAACUGCUAUUCAGCUUUUCCGUGGUGUAUGUAGUGUAUGUGGGAAUAACAAGCUGCAACGCCGCUCCGGUGAUGCAGUGACCCCAAUCCGCAGCUCCCCGCACACUCUCCCUCGCAUCUCCAUGCACCUCAUGCCAGGAUCACCCCGCUGCCUUUCCCUUCCUGGAACAGCCGCUCUUCUUUGUGUUUCGUCCCCUGCGUGUUACUAGUCGGCGAGGAGACGGCUGCAUUUGUUACAGGAGGAGGGCUGGCAAGUGCUUUGCAGUGGGGAAAGAUCCUGGAUCAGACAGGAGCCCGACGCUGUUAGUGCUGGAGACUGCAGCUGCACAAGAUGCUGAGCCCGGCAAACGGAGAGCACAUUCACAUGGUCAACUAUGUGGAGGAUUACCUAGACUCCAUCGAGUCUCUGCCUUUUGAUCUCCAAAGAAAUGUAUCUUUGAUGAGGGAGAUCGACGCCAAAUACCAAGAAAUCCUAAAAGAAUUGGAUGACUACUAUGAAAAGUUUAAACGUGAAUCGGAUUCAGGCCAGAAAAAGCGACUUUUGCAAUUUAUCCAGCGAGCUCUUAUUCGUAGUCAAGAACUCGGUGAUGACAAAAUCCAGAUAGUAAGCCAAAUGGUGGAGUUGGUUGAGAACAGGACAAGGCAGGUAGACAGCCACGUGGAACUGUUUGAGACUUGCCAGGAUUUAAAUGACAGUACAAGCAACAGCAGCAAAAACAACCAGGAAAAACCCAAAAAUGAGGCCAUUGCCCAGACCGAGAAGUCCAGCAAUAAAAGAUCAAGGAGACAGCGGAACAAUGAAAAUAGAGAGAAUUCAACCAUCAACCAUGACCACGAUGACCUCAGUUCAGGAACGCCCAAGGAAAAGAAGUCAAAACCAUCAAAGAAGAAAAAGAGGUCCAAAGCCAAAGCUGAACGAGAGGCCUCCCCUGCCGAUCUUCCAAUUGAUCCUAAUGAACCCACAUACUGUCUGUGCAAUCAAGUUUCAUAUGGAGAAAUGAUUGGCUGUGAUAAUGAGGAAUGCCCCAUUGAGUGGUUUCACUUUUCUUGUGUUGGACUAAAUCAUAAACCGAAAGGAAAAUGGUACUGUCCUGAAUGUAGAGGAGAGAAUGAAAAAACCAUGGGAAAAGCACUUGAGAAGUCUAAAAAAGAAAGGACAUAUAAUAGGUAGUUCCCAGAAAAAAACUGGGAAAGGAAGUGAGGCAAAGAAUUGUAUUUAUUGUCAAUUGCACCUUGUGAAGGUGAAAGGAUUGCAGAUUGUUUAUUCUUGAUUUGAAGGAGAGGGGCAACCCAUUUCUGUUAUGGGGACAGCAAUAACAUUACCCUACUGUUGAACAGCAUCCACAAGGAAAUAUUUUCUGAGCCAAAUUACCACAGUGGCCUGUAAGAUACAAGCUCUGGGCCUUUUAUAUAUGAAUAUAGUUCAUACAACAGCUGUGUGGCAUGAUGGGUUAUAGUAGAACUUUAAAAUACAAACAUGCAAAGCACUGUGUCAUCCAUUUAUUUUACAUACGUAGUGAGUUGGUAUAAAUAUAUGUGUAUGCUAUAGCAAAAGGACUUAUUGUUCGUUGGGUUAUUUUUUUUUUUUACCACCUUGUCCUUUGUCAUUUCAGUAAACUGUAGGUAAAUGGAACUGAGCUGGAACUGGAAAGAACUAUGUUCUUUAUAAAGUAGAAUGGUGGCUAGCCAAAACAGUGGAAAUAACUAAAACAUAGGAGGAUUUAUUUUAAGGAGCAACACAACGGUUACAACUUACACAUUUUAUACUGCACUGGCCUGUUAUCCAGAAGGGGCAAUUUUAAAACAACUGAUUGCAUUUUUUUUAUUGAACCACACAGUGGUUUCACAGAUCAAGCUUUAUACACUGACAGGUAAUGGGGAAGCAAUCCUAAUUUGUAUAAAUGUACAUUUUAAAUGGAAUUGCACUUGAUGUAUUAUAACUGGAAAUGCAGUUAAAUGCCAUUGUGUAACCAAUGCGCAUUUCCCUUCUGUAUUUGUGAAGAUUGUACAGAUGUGAUAAUGAAAAUAAAUGACAGAUCUAUGGUA
Messenger RNA from Xenopus tropicalis (tropical clawed frog), 2598 nucleotides. It is a transcript of the gene ing1, whose product is annotated as inhibitor of growth family member 1. The coding region runs from base 884 to 1723 and encodes 279 amino acids. The transcript has 3 exons. NCBI's taxonomy places the organism in Eukaryota, Metazoa, Chordata, Amphibia, Anura, Pipidae. The record is from RefSeq and is a predicted model, not a curated record. Gene Ontology annotation, cellular component: nucleus.